This is a messenger RNA of Scleropages formosus (Asian bonytongue), 6723 nucleotides long. It is a transcript of the gene golga2, whose product is annotated as golgin A2. Gene Ontology annotation, molecular function: protein binding. The transcript is spliced from 27 exons. Bases 24 to 3146 code for a protein of 1040 amino acids. Gene Ontology annotation, biological process: Golgi organization. Gene Ontology annotation, cellular component: Golgi cisterna membrane; cis-Golgi network; Golgi cis cisterna. NCBI's taxonomy places the organism in Eukaryota, Metazoa, Chordata, Actinopteri, Osteoglossiformes, Osteoglossidae. The record is from RefSeq and is a predicted model, not a curated record.
UUUGCCGUCCCGGACGACACAGAAUGGCAGACCAGAGUAGGCAGACUAAACUCGCAGCGGCCAAGAAAAAGCUGAAGGAGUUUCAGCAGAAGAGCAGCCCUCCACCUGGGGUCACAGGAUCCAAGAAGAAGAAGAAGCAAAAGGCAGAGAGUCGCACAGACACACCAACAGAGGAGAGGCGCUCCCCUGACAAUGCUCUCAGCGAUGGGGAGGGCCGGGGGUCCCCGGAUGUCCCUCCUGCUGACACUUUGUGUGGAGAGCCCACCCACGCCCCACCCAUGUCUAACCCUGCUAAUACUGCUAACUCUGAUACCACCAGUGAUGAUGCUACAGCCCAGCGGAAUUCCAUCCAGGAUGCAAACUGCAGUGAAAACUCACUGGAAGAUGAUAGGCCUCUGUCAUCCACAGAAAGUCUGCGUCAACUCUCCCAGCAGCUCAAUGGCCUGCUUUCUGAGUCACCAUCAUCCUAUGUGAACGGGGACAGUUCCGUGACAUCCACCAGUGAAAAGCAACUUGAGGCUCGAAACCAGGAGCUGGCAGCUGCCCUCGACUCCAGCCGUCUAACAAACUCUCAGCUCAGUGCAAAGCUAGAACAGUUGAUGCAGCAGUCCCAGGAGCUUUCAGAGCAGCUGCAGAAGGAACGAAAGGAAUUUGAACAGAAGUUUGUCAAGGAACAAGGAGCAAUGCGAGAACAGCUGCAAGUCCACAUCCAGACCAUCGGUAUCCUGGUGUCAGAGAAGUCUGAGCUGCAGACUGCCUUGUCUUACACACAGCAGGCCGCCAGGCAGAAGACUGUGGAGGCAGAAGAAUUGAGCAACCGAUUGCAGGCAAGCAAGCAGAGGGUGUCGGAGCUUGAGAGAACCCUUUCAUCUGUGUCUACACAGCAGAAGCAGUUUGAGAAGCACAAUAAAGAACUGGAAAAGGAGAGAGACAGCCUCAGACUUGAAGUGUACAGAUUCAAUCAGGCCAAUGAGGAGGUCAAGCAACAGAGCUCUGAAGUGUCUGAACAGCUGAAGCUACGAAUGAAUGAGAAUUCAGCCAUGCGACUUGAAUUGGAGGAACUGCGAAAGAGGCUAGAGAUGGCUGACCUCAUGAUACAACAGUUCUCCAGCCAGUCUGGACCACCCAGCUCUGACCAGCAGGUGCAGAUGCUCAUAGAGGAAAAGCUUCAGAUGGAAUCUCAUGCAGCACAGCUGCUUGAGUCUGUUGCACAACUGCAGAGGGAAAGGGACCAGUAUGCCAUACAGAUCCAGGAGGAAGGCCUCGUGUGGAAGGACAAAACAGAGCAGCUGCUCUCUCAGGUGACACUGCUGUCAGAGGAGAGAGACAGGCUUUCAGUACAGAUCCAGGAACUGGAGUCUCAGGUUACAGAUUUGAAGACCUCUGCAGCUAUAGUGUCCCUGGAAGCAGAGCCCCAGGACCCAGCACAGUCUGCAGGGCCCUCAGAUACUGAGCUGGCUCUCCAAGAGACCGUGUGUUCUUUGCAGCAGGAAAAGGAGGCACUCAGCUCACAGUACCAGGCACAGGUACAUGACAAUGAACAACUAAGCCGACUUUGCCAAGAGCAGGAGGCGAGGUUGUUAGAGCUGGAGCGUGAGGCAGAACGCCGGGCAGAAGAAGUAGAGGACCGCCGGCGAAUCUUGGAGGAUGUACAGAGUGACAAGGCUACUCUGAGCCGUGCACUCACACAGAACCGGGAGCUGAAGGAACAGCUGGCUGAGCUGCAGAAUGGCUUUGUCAAAUUGACUAAUGAGAACAUGGAGCUUACAAGUGGGCUACAGUCAGAGCAGCAUGUGAAGAAGGAGCUAGCUCGUAAGAUGGGUGAACUACAGGAGGAUCUGCACCAUGUCAAAGAGCAGUUGGAGGCAAAGGCUCAGGAAGUGCAAGCAGUGCUUGAGCAACGUGACCAGUACUUGGCCCACCUCCAGCAGUACACGACAGGUUACCAGCAGUUGGCAGUCGAACGUGAGGACUUCCAUCGGCGCCUUCUUCAACAGACGCAGCUAAUGGACCGGCUGCAGCAUGAUGAGGUGCAGAGCAAAGUGCAGCUAGACCUCAGCCGCAAGCAGCUGGAGGAAGCCCAGGCAAAGCUGAACCAGCUAGCCAAGGACAAUGAAGACCUGAAAGCAGAGGUGCGAGAGCUGCUUAACAACACAGACCUGUUUGUACAAUCCAGGGAACAAGGUGAUGGGCUAGAGAGUCAGUCCUUCCAAAAGAACUUUCAAAAGUCAUCCAUCACCAUUCCAGAGGACUUUGAAAGCAAAGAAGACAUGGAACAGUUCCUGAUCUCUACCCUCUCCCAGCUGGAGGCCCAGAGGGAUGAAACUCAUCAGAGGCUGGAGGAGGAGCAACGGCUACACAAGGCAGCGCUCCAACAGCUGGCAGCAUUGAGCAAGGAGCACCAGCACCACAUCUCAGACUCAGCCCCCGGUGGGGCUGGUGUGCCCAUGGAAGUGCAUGAGGCUCUGCACGCAGCCAUGGAAAAGCUGCAAGUACGCUUCACAGCGCUGAUGCAGGAGAAAGCUGACCUGCGUGAGAGGGUGGAGGAGCUGGAGCACCGGUGCAUCCAGCUGUCUGGGGAGACGGAUACCAUUGGAGAGUACAUUGCCCUUUACCAGAACCAAAGAGCCAUCAUGAAGCAGAAGCACAUGGAGAAGGAGCAGUACAUUAACAUGCUGGCUAAAGACAAGGAGGAGAUGAAGGCCAAGCUGGCAGAACUGCAGGAGCUAGUACUACGGCUGGUGAGCGAGAGGAACGAUUGGCACAGCCGCUACAUCGGUGCCACCAACAACCCUGACCUGCUGCCUGGAGGCACUGAACCAGGCCUUCCAGCCCAGAGGCGUAUGGAGCUUAAUGCCGUUGAUGGGCCAGAGACCAUAAACAUGAACACAGCGAUGGACCUAGCUUCAUGUCAUGGACCCUUGUCAAAACUGGAUACACAGCAGGACCCCCAGCGGGUACUAGAGAACCAGGAGGCACGGUUGCUCAGGCCCCGUGAGGAUGGCACAGCCAGGCAAAUCAUGCAGCUGUUGCAGGAGAUUCAGAACCCACAGGCCCGGCCUGCGCCCUUCCUGGGCGAGAACCCAUGCAUCCCGUUCUUUUACCGAGCUGAUGAGCACGAUGAGGUCAAGAUCCUGGUGAUUUGAGAACACCAGUCUACAUAUGGUACCUCACGAAGGCAUACUUCAGGAACCUUACCUUUUUGUCCACCCUGUUGCAAGUCCUAACCCCCCCCCCCCCCCCUCCCCACAAAGGAACAGACCCUCUGCUCUGUUCCAUUUUUAUUUUGUUUUAGUGUAAGACAGGCUCAUGAGUGAUUCUGAAGCACUGUAAGGUGAAGGAGCAUUUAAAGGCUGGAUGACAUAUCCUCAAAUGACAACAACCACAUGCUAUCCCCAAAAAUAAUUGUGAAUUGUAUUGCCACAGAGUAGACCGCAGAGUUAUAUGGUGUUGCUGGAACGCAGAUGGUUCCAAUGAAGUCGAGUCCAUAUUUUGGGUCCCUCACUCAAACCCCUUCUUGCCCAACUCAGCAGAGUACUCAAAGGUGGGCCAUGGGAAAUGCAUCUUGGUCCAUUGUGCAUUUUAAGGGAGUUUUGCAAUGUGAACUGGGGUUUUUGUGCGGGUGGCUAUGUCCCCACCCUUCUACUCCUCCAUCCUUACCUGGUGGGAAUCUACUUGUGCCUGUACUGCAUAAAUACUGUUAAGUUGAAAAGCACUUUGUACUUUAUUAGAGGGUCUUGCUCAUUGAUUUCUGGGCAGGAAAAACUAACAUAGUAUAGACAAAGCAGAAUGUCCAUUUCCCUGUCAUGAUGUGAGACUCCCUGUUGAUUUUUUUCCCCAACCCUUUAUUGAUGCCUAUGAGGGUAGCAUGUGUACACAUUCUGGAGCGGAGUGGUUUUUUGGUGGCAGAUCAAGGUGGGCAGUCAACAGUGUGCUUAUAAGCCUUGGUUAUGCUGCUGUAGCCCUGCCCAUAGUGAAGCUCCAGAGCCGGAGGACAUUCCAGCAAGACAUACUAUCCCUUGUUACUGGACAAAAAAAAAAACUGGAUUUUUAAGGUAUGUAUGGCAAAAAAAGUUUUCUUCCCUCCCCAGUUGUGUGGAAGUAUUGUAUCUGACCAGACUGCAAGGUGGGAUGCUUAGAAAGGAGAAACAGAUUUUGGUCAAAGUAAGUUUUUAAGGAAUUGCGAAUGGCAAUUUUGGAUUGUUUAAUAAACUGUAUGCAGAUGUCACACCUGAGGUCCGUGGAAUAGUUUUGCUUGUGGUGAGAUUUCCAAAUUCAUGGCUGUUGAAUGCGUACGCUUGUUACGAAAGAGCACUUUCCUUUUGAUUUAGUUUAUAUUUCAUAUCCUCAUAAAUCUGUGCUCAAGAUAAGGGUUAUAUUUUUGCAUCUACUCCACUUAACUACACAAACAUGUUUGAUGUGAUGAGUAUUACUCUUGAAAUCCAGCAAAAAUAAAGGCCAUGAGGUAGACUAUUAAAGUGCUCUAGAUUAUUUUCUGACUUACCCAAAAAGGCAUAUCUGCACAAGUGAGGAGCCUUGCUGUACGCAUAUUAUUUAUCAUUAACUUCUGAAUUUUACAAGGCUGUGGUGCAGUCAUAUUUGAUGUGCAUAUACACUCCCUGCGUAUACAAAAUUAUUGCUUUUCCACGUGUUCAUGCACAUUUCCGAGUGAGUCGUGUUGGCAGGAGAUGCCCAUCUUCUGGCUCUAAUUCUCUACUGUAGAUAAGGUCACACAGUAGAGCAGUUGUCAGUAUUGGCCCAAGUAUGGGAGGAGAGGGUACAUGACUACUAAUGAAGGAUCAAGUGACAUGGAUGUUAGUUGCAAACUUAUGUCCAGCUGAAAGACACGCCUGCACCAUGUAGUGACAGUUCCUCUUAUAACAGGGUCCCCAUGGUAAUGACCUUAGACCUGCUGAGCUGUAGUAUGAGUAACCAUUCCACUCCCCCCAUAUCCCCUCCCAGUUAGUUUUAUGUAGCAUUAGUUCAGCAUUAACUGCACAUCUUGUAUUCUGGACAAAGUAGCUGAACUUGUGAUGUUUCACAGUGCAACACCAGAUUGCUGCUUAAAUGUAUGACCCAUUUGGAAAGUGCACCCAGCUUGAAACUGGACAGUCUCCGAUGUGUAGGAAUGCAGAUUUGCAGUUCUGUAUUUUGUGCAAAGAUGAAAUGCCAGUGUUGGUCUCAGUGAUGCCAGAGUGGGGUAUAGUGAGGGAACCUCGAGGGUGUUCACGGGGUGUGUUGAGAAGGUCUGCUGUAGCAGCUGCAUGUUGUACCACAAAGUCAGAAUGGCUUCACUGCUGAAGGGCCUGAGUGAAUUUGAGGUGACCUUUCACUUUUUAAGCACUGGGUCCUUAGCAUAUUUUUGGUGUGGGGGGCUAUUAAUCUUUCUUUCUCCCCCUCCACCUGAGAGUUUUCAACAAGAUUAAAGAUCUUCACAUGUAAUCUGUUGCUUGAAUGGGUCUAUAAAUCCAUUUUAGGUAUAAUCAGGUGGCCAGUCGUGAAAAAUUAAAGUGAAGGAUGAUCCUUUCUUGUAAAGCAAAUGUGUAAAUACUCCAAAUGUAACAUAUUGUAUAUUUAAGCGAGUUGGUUUUGCAGAAAAUGUGGAAGAGGAUGCGUCGCUGCUUUCGGCCUCAGGCCCAGUUAUUGUUAAUCUGUACAUUAAAUACAUUGUGGUGUUGUGGGCAUGAGAAGUUAAGGGAUCCCAUCAUUUAAUACAGAAUUUAACUAAAUAAAAUCUAUAUUUAUUUGGAGUAAUUAUCUAAUCACUAGAAAAUUAACUUCUGAAACACUAUGAAGGGGUUACAAAAUAUUCAGCUGUAUAUUUCUGAUGUGAUUCAUCCUGUAUUUUUCUCUUAUGAAUAAAACUGAGCUAAAGUAAACAUUUUAAUAAUGUUUAUUGCCUGAUACACCUGCUUGGUGUAGGUAUAACCAGUUUGCGCUGUGGUCCUCUAAUAUAUAAUGAAUUGGUGUUUAUUCAUAAAAAAUAAUUUGAAAACUGAAAUUGGUACACAUACUUUAUUUCUUGACAAAGCACAGCUCUGCUAGACAGGUUCUCUCAACCAAUAGCAAUUAAGAUACAGAAGAUGUCACAGCAGCAUCGGACUCCCAGUUGCCCUUCCUCCCAAUACCUGUCUUUCUAUUCGUUAAACAGUAUCAGUAUGUAUAACAACACAUUGCUUGGGAAUAAGUCCCACAUUUUAUAUACCAUGUUCAUUUGUCCAUAUUUUUAUCAUACAUUUAAGUUUACAUUUAUUCAAUCACUUAAUUUAAUACUCAUUAAUCUUACAUAUUGACUAACUUCUAAACAGUGGAAGCACAAUUCCCAUAGGUGUACCACAAAAAUAUGUAACACAUUUAAGAUAUGUCCAUGAAGAACUAUUUACUUAUAAAUUAUUCUUUGUAGGUGUUGCAGUGGAACGGAGGGGACUGUUGUGGCGGAGUAGUUGGAUACUCGUCAGUUAGGAAUGGUUAAGAAAACCGUAAAUAUUACAAUUUUAAAUUCACUUGUCACAGUUGUGCAAAUGUAGGAAAGUUAUCAUGCCCAACAUCAACAAUUACCAAUGGGUUCAUAGUACAACGAUCACACAGAGACAAAUACACUGGUACAAAGAUUUUGACUCACUUUCUCUGAAUGUGGAUGAAUCAAGGGUGGAGUAUAACAAAGGAUUACAAUGAACCUAUGCAUAGAGCAACACUUUUUAAAAAAAAAAAAAAAAAAAAAAA